This is a messenger RNA of Sitodiplosis mosellana (orange wheat blossom midge), 10023 nucleotides long. RefSeq names its product poly(rC)-binding protein 3 (gene mub). Gene Ontology annotation, molecular function: mRNA binding. NCBI's taxonomy places the organism in Eukaryota, Metazoa, Arthropoda, Insecta, Diptera, Cecidomyiidae. Gene Ontology annotation, biological process: regulation of RNA metabolic process; regulation of gene expression. The transcript has 14 exons. The record is from RefSeq and is a predicted model, not a curated record. Bases 2920 to 4149 code for a protein of 409 amino acids. Gene Ontology annotation, cellular component: nucleus; cytoplasm.
AUAGCCGUUGCCGUUUUGCCAAAAAGAGUUUAGUCUUCUGUGCAAUCUGAUAGUGUACGGGCGUGUUAACGCUUCUCAGGCAUUUAUUCUCUUGUUCCGCCACACACAUUUAUCCACAUACACACAUUAUUAAUAAAAAUCCUUGAAAAAAAUUUGUCCGCGUGUCCUGAAAAUAAAUAUUUCAAAACAACAAAACAAACGGAAUACAAAAAAAAAAUAUUUAUCAUUUAUUGGUAUCAUCAUUAUCAUCAUCAGCAGCAACAGCAGCAUUAUAACUGUUUGCUGUGGUCCAAAGAACCCAGCGAAUCCAAAAAAAAACAAUACAAUUCGAUUGUAUUAACAACACCAACAACGGUUGCAUUAGAUAAAGGUACAAGGAAAUCAAAUCGGCCAAAGCCCGAGCGAGUAUCAUUCAAUCAGAAAGUUGUCACUUACCGUACUGUUUUUGACUGUGGCAAUCGUAGCCUAAAAAUUCGCCGGCAUAUUUUUGCCAAUUUUUCAAUAAAAACCGUUGAUUUCUUUUUUCUGCUGCCGUAAAACAUCCAACACUUCAUUUGUUUAUUUGCCAACAACAACAUUAACGAGAUUAAUAAAAAAUAAUCAAUAUUUAAGAAUCGUUACCAUCGUCCGGCAACAUAAAAUCGUACAACAAGCCAUAUUUUCCAACAACACACACUAACGCGCGAGUUUUCUCAAUAAGUCAGUCAAUUGAUCCACAGCCAAAGAGGAAAAUUAUACCGUGCGUUCCAAUAGAUAGAGCACGCGCGCAUUGAAGCUAGCGAAAAUAAAGACGGAAUAGCGGAAAAAGAGCAAAACGGGAGAGCAAAAUAAAAAGCAUAACACGAGAUAUAUUUAAAAAAAAAACCAUCCGACUCACUCUCUUACACACACACACACACACACACACACAGACAUACACACAUACAUACAGAAAAGCAAAGCUAGGAAAAACGGAGCAUCAUUAAGAAAGGAAAACAAAGAACUGAUCAAAAAGUGUCUUUUACUCCUUCAUGCAUAUCCGUUCACACAUAUAAUAACAACAAUACGAAUCGAGCGUAUCACAGCUCAAAAGCGACAGACACCUUCAGAGUAGAGACGAAGUACAGACAAACGAAACACUCAUACACACAAAACGAAUAGCAGAGAGCGAGAGCGAGAAUUUAUAAUAAAAAUAAUUGAAAAAAAAGACAACGAGAGAGUCCGGAUUGAAUCGAGGGAGAUAUAUAGAAAGAGAGAGAAAAAGCGGUGUGAUCCUUUCUUUUUAUGAACGUUUAGUGUGGAGUGUUUAAGUGCGAUAAAAACUGAUAGCAAAAAAAGUGUGAAUUAAUUGAAAUUCAUUGUCAACGGAUUUUCCACUGCUGGAACGAAGUUUCGCUGCUACAAUUUCAUCUUUUUCAGAGUGAAAUCUUUUCAUUGUACUCAACAACUCACAAUCACCGCCACCACCGCCACGACCAUCAUCAUUGUCAUUACCACCAUUACUGUCGUCGUCGUUGCAGUCGCCAUCAUCAUUGUUGCCGCUGCCGCUAUCGCUACCGCCGAUACUGAGUCCAACUAUUAAAUCGCAAGCCAAACAUUCGGGAGGGAAUAAAUAGAGUCAAGCAGAGAAAGCAGACGUAUCUUUUGCAGAAAUUAGCCUGACACAACUAUUUGCAGCGAAUAAAAGAGUAAAUAUUCAUUUUUCUCUGCUACGGAAAUAAGCUUGAAACGAAGUCAGAUAAUAGCCGAAUCGUGGGAACAUUCAAAUAUCCGUUCGACUUAAUUCGAGAGGAAUAGAGACAAACGGACAGACCGAAAGCGAAACAGAGAGAAAGAGAGAGCGAAGAGAAACAAAAAGGUUUUCCACUUGUCUUGAGCCCAAGUUGAGCACAUCCAAUUCAGUGUUUUCUUCAUCACGAACUUUGUUAGUGUCAUCCGAACCAUCCUCAAUUCGUACAUAAUCAUACACAAAAAUAGUACAACACCAGCAGCAUCGACUGAACACUGAAAACUGACAAGUAAAAAGCAGCAACUUCACAAACUACCAUAAAUACGGGAGCAGAGUUUGUGUUCAAGAAAAGAAAGGAACUGAAAAACAAAACAACCGAAGACAAAAUUAAAAUUAAAAUAAAAAUAAAAAUAAAAAUAAAAGGAAAACACGAUAGAAACGGAGAAGAAAAACAACGUUGAGCUUAAUUCUACACAUUUACUCGCGCGAAUUUAUUUCAAAGUUUUAUCAUCGUAACGAAAAACGGGAGUCAAGCGACGAAAGUACAUGAGCAAAGAAGGACAAAGGAGUCAAGCAGCAAAAACAAAGUAAAAGCAAAAGACGAAAAAAAAACCCACGUCGAAGUAUUCAUGUUUGAAAAGUUUUGAACAAUACAAACCGCGCAAGAGUCUAAUUGAUAAUUAAUCAUAUCGUCGUAUCGCCUGGCAUUUUAGGAGGCAUAACAAUUGAAAUCUGUCGAGAGAGAAAAAGAGAAAUUAAACGUAAAAGUGAAGAAGAUUCGCAUUCACACAUACCCGAAAUCAUAAUAUUCACACAAAGGAUUCGCAUAAUCGAAACCUGAGCGAAAAAGACAACAACAGCCCAAAUAGAAAGAAAACACCGUAAAUAAAUACAAAAGCAGUGCACGACAGGCAGUAGCGUUAAUAUAAACAGCAGCAGCAACUCAUAACACUGUGCCACAGGCGUUUAGUUAUAGAUUUUGCCAUAACUUGUGUAGUGGCAAUUUUUAUCGAAAACACGAAAGGAAAGAGUGGGAAUAACGCAGAACGUUUAUCGAACCGCGAACGUGCGCACGUCUCCCGUACAUCCAAACACACAUACAUAUAUACACUUACACACAUCGUAGCCGAAGCUGAUAAGCAGACCGAAGAAGAAUAAGUUUCUUCGCAAUAAAUUCUCAAGCAAUAAAUAUCAAUAGAAGUCGCAUAACAAUGGAAGAAAAUAAUACACCAAGUAACUUGGAAAUAAAGGGUGAUCCAUCGGUUACUCUAACCAUAAGGCUGAUUAUGCAGGGAAAGGAAGUUGGAAGUAUUAUCGGUAAAAAAGGAGAAAUCGUUAAUCGGUUCCGCGAAGAGUCUGGCGCAAAGAUUAACAUAUCAGAUGGAUCGUGUCCGGAGCGAAUAGUUACAGUUUCCGGUUCAACAAAUGCAAUUUUCAAGGCAUUCUCACUGAUAACAAAAAAAUUCGAAGAGUGGUGUUCGCAGUUCAAUGAUAAUACAACAACCGGUGGCAAAACUCAAGUACCCAUACGAUUAAUCGUGCCAGCUAGCCAGUGCGGAUCUCUAAUUGGUAAAGGAGGUUCAAAAAUAAAGGAAAUCAGAGAGAGUACCGGCUGUUCGAUUCAAGUUGCAAGUGAUAUGUUGCCAAAUUCAACUGAACGUGAGGUGAAACUGACUGGAACUGCUGAACAAAUUACACAGUGCAUCUUUCACAUAUGCUGUGUCAUGCUUGAGUCGCCACCAAAAGGUGCUACAAUCCCAUAUCGACCAAAGCCACAGAUCAAUACACCCGUUCUAUUAGCCAAUGGACAAGCAUACACAAUACAAGGAAGUUAUGUUCCAGCACAGGAGACCUGUACGGUAUUUCCACUUGCGUUGGCCGGUGGUCUUCAUGCAGGAAUCUCAGGUUUAGCAGACCCACUUCUAAAAGGAACACAUUUGUCGGCUGCAAUGCCGCCACAUCAUCUGCAGCAAAUACCCGAUAUGAGCGGUUUGACUAAGAACCCACUGGCCGGUUUGGCAGCAUUGGGAUUGGCUGGAAUGGCACCCUCGAAUACUGGCGGAUUGAAUCCAACUGCAUUGGCUGCAUUGGCCGGCUCUCAAUUACGUACAAGCAAUCAGAAUCGCAAUCAACAGCAAACAAAUCGACAACAACACGAAAUGACUGUGCCGAAUGAUUUAAUUGGUUGUAUCAUUGGCAAAGGUGGUACCAAAAUCGCUGAAAUUCGCCAAAUCUCCGGUGCCAUGAUUCGCAUUUCGAACUGUGAAGAGCGCGAAGGAGGCAACACCGAUCGAACAAUUACAAUCAGCGGCAAUCCAGACUCGGUGGCUGUGGCCCAAUACUUGAUUAACAUGAGAAUUUCGAUGGAAACAGCUGGACUUCCAAUACCUGGAUAUCAUUACAUUGCACCGAAUCACAUAGUUAAAGCUCCAAUUCAUUGAAUGAUAAACACACAUAUCAGUUUCAGUGAUACAUGAACAAACAAACAAACCUGAAAAAAUAAGGAAAAAAAACAAAUGAUGACAAUGAAAUGAAUAAUGAAACAUUUUACUGUUUAUUAACUAUAUGUGCAACGCUACAAAUACCAGCGGGCAUUUGUUUCAGCAAUUUUUUUUUUCUCCUUUCGUGUAAUUUAAUUCUUCUCUUCUAGAAAAAAAAAUGCUUGCCUUUCAUACGGUCAUCUUCUACUUCUUCCUCAUCCAUUCAUUCAUGGGUUAAUUUGAAAUUGGCUCCUUUUUUUCUCUCUUUCUCCUCUCUAUUUCUCUCGCUCUCCAUCAAGAAUUGGCACGUGCAUUGUGCUUGCAACAUAAAGACAUAUAUUUUAAUGGUUUAACCAUAAUAAUUUAUUUAAUCUCUUUUACUGUUUUUUUUUUCGUUUCUUCUCGCAUUGUACAAUUUAAGAUUGAACAACGUGUUUAAGGAUGUUUAAGAGCAAUGGAAUUUACAAAUUAGCGAAUCUCGAAUGUUGAAAGUAGCAAAGAGAUGAAGAAGAAGAAGAAGAAAAACACACUCAAUGAGAGAUUUAGAGUAUAUUUUUUUCUGUCUUCGUUUAAUUUUAAAAAUUCAAUUCAAGCGGAAAACAAUUGUUGUAAAUAAUUUUGGGAUUAUCCCACCGAAAAUCGUCUCAAGAAUUAAGCAAAAUGAAUUACAACAUCUGAUUAUGAUGUGUGUAUGCCGAUUUGCUUUAUCAUUGUCGUUGUCGUUGUCGCGUCACAUAUCAAGCACGGUUCGAUUCCAAAAUUUAUUUUUAUCACACCACAUUCGGUUUAUCAAUGUCCUUGAUUUGGUUUAAAAUUGCUGAUUGAUAUGUGACCGGCUUUUUCAAUAAUCAAAUCUCAAUGUUGUGUGCCGAUCAUUUGAAACAACAACUGCAUAUUGAACAAAAAAACGAGAACGCACAUGACAAAGGCAAAUCAAAGAAACAAAACAACAUAAAAAAAAGAGCUGAUUACUAAAUGAUUAGUUGGUAUUUAUUGAUAUUAUUUAAAGAAGAUGAAACAAAAAAAAUGGCGUAUGAAAAGAACAAUUGAUAUUUUAAUCUGUGUACAUGUGAAUAAUUUUGUUUUUCUGUGACUCAUAUAAAUCAACACAUUGUUAAUAGAAUUGGAAUUUUUUGUGAUGUUUUCCCACGUUUCUUUUUAAAUCAAUCUGGGGGGAAGAGGGGGUCUGGGUGGCUUUGAUGUGAGAUUUGACAAUUUUAAUAUCUCUAUCACUAUCAACAUUUGAAACAUAUGCACACAUAGAGUAAACACUAGGUGUUUAAACAAACAGGUAAAUACACCACAUCAAUUGUUGUGAUAAUAACAUGUGUUUAAUGAAAAGAAGAGGAAAAAAGCGAUUUCAGAAUGAGUUGACCGAAGGAGAAAAAGAAAACAAAAUAUGAAGAAAAUUGAUAUAUUUGAGAGAAAAAGGAAGGAGGAGAAGAAGGAUACGAAGGGAAAAGUACGCGAAAACCAAAAUUGCGAUGCAUGUCAUUUGAGAAUAAAAAAAAUUUAGAUAAUACGGUUUUGAUCACAUGAAACAGAGAGAAAGCAGGAAAAAAAGCGAAGAAAUAUUAGACGUAAUAAAAAGAGAGGAAGAGACGAGAAGAAGGUGUUAUACAGCAAUAUCUCUUUAUGAUUCACUGUUAACGACUCGAGAUGCUCUAGUUGAUUUGAAGGAUUCUUGUUUUAUCAAGCCGUAGAAAAAUUGAUGUUGUCUUUAUUCUCAUUAUGAAUCGCGUGUUGCGAAAUUUUUACAAGGCAUAUCCAAACAAGUGAAUAAAAAAAACAAACAGAAAGAAAGAAAGGAACAGGUGAGAAAUGGAGCUGGGGCCCAAUGCUCCCGUUUUUUUUAUUUUUCUCUGAAAGAAAAAAUAAAUGGAGCGUACUCUUUUCUCGUUCAGUGUAUGGAUUUGAAGCGAUUCGAUGGAAGCGACAGAUGACAAUGUGUAAAUAUAGUAAAUGCAUGAUUUAGUCGACAAUCUUAUUUAUAUCAAGUUAUUCGGAUCAAAUAUUUAAACAAGAAGAAGAAACCAAAAGAAAAUGGUGAAGAAAAAAAAAACAACAACAAAAAAACAAUGGAAACGGCUCAUGUGUGCUUUAAAACUUUUCGGACAUAUUUAAUAUUUGAAUGGAACGAAACAGAAGAAAAAUCAAUCUAAAGAAUAGUGAAACAGUGCAAUACAAUCGUUGUCGACACUUAUCAUUUAUCGCCGUUACUACUCUUUCGUUUCCUUUCACACGAUUUUUUGCUCACGUUUUACUCGAUCCAUUCAAUUUUUGCUCUCGGCGCGUUAAUUUUACACUUGAUUUUAUUUUUUCGUCGAGAACGGUGAAUAAACACAUUAAAACUGAUCAAUCAUCAAUUGAUGUCAAGUGACGUGCACGCAUUUGCCGGAAAAGAUGUAUUCGAAGAGAGAUAGUCACUUUUCGAUUACAGAUCUCAUUCCAAGUGUGAAGAGAGUGUGAAUUACGUGCGUUUGUAUAACUUCAACGCACAUCAGUCAUUUAUGUUCAAUGAAGAGUAACUACUUUAUGAUUUUCACAUUGCACAUUUACAAUUCGUUUUCACGCCUUUUGAUUUCUUUUUGCGCAAUCUCCUCUUCUUCUUUUUCUCAAGUAUUCAUCAUUCACACGGAGAAUUUAUUUGCGUAUAAGUAAAUAACAGAAGAAAGACAACAACAACAACAAAAACCAGUUACAUCUCAUCAAGUAGAAACAUGUAAACUCGAAACGAUAGAAAUUGAUGUCAUUCUAAAUGAAUUUUAAAUGUAAAUCUAAAUGUAGUGAAAUUAUCAAAACACUUUAACACAAGCACCUAAACAUUUCAAAGUGAAUUUGUUCAAAGAAUGAAAGACAACCGCAUUUGCCGGAAAGAGGAAAAAAAAGCGAUUCUGCACAAAAGAAAUUAAAAAGUUACAACAACAUAACCAACUGUUGCAGCAAAUCGUCGGUCGAUUAAGUCGGUCGAAUUGUCAAAAAAGUUUUUGCGCUCGACGCGUUUUCCGCAUCGAUUUUUUCGUCGUCGGUUCUCCUUUUUUAUGUUGUGUAUAAAGUGAACGACAGAAAAAAAAAAAAAACGCAAACAUUAACCGACAGCAUGGCAAAUAGAGAAGACAAACAAGGAAAUAAUAGAAUGCAAAACAACAAGUUUACACACACAUACAAUAUUUAAAGAAAAUAAAGAGUCUACCGUAAAAAAAAACUUACUAUAUUUAAAUUUAGUACACUUGAAGCUCGAAGCGAAUUUAUUAUGACAAAAAAAAAUCAUCAUCAAACAACAGAAGUAAAAAAAAACAAAUUGCAUAACACUAAUCUUAUUCUAGAUGACUACGUUGAAAAUAUUAUUAUUCGCAUGUUAGUUGUAGUGUAUUCGAAUUAAAGAGUUGAACGCUAAAGCGAUAAGGAUUUUUCGUCUUAUGUUUUGUAUUUAGAAAAACAAGGAAAAAAGCAAAUGAAAUUUGGCUGCUGUAUGAAUUGAACUGAGUGUUUCAUUUCAAUCUGUCCAGCCCAAUUUAGCGAAUGCAUUGAGGCUUAAUUUACUUCAAUUAUUAUCUCACUAUCCAUUUUUCCCAAAGAAAAAAAAACGAUUUUGUUCUCUUUCCUCUCUCUCUCCCUCUCUCUAUUUAUAUCACUGGAACGAAAUUUCUUUGUUUUCAGAUAUUUAUUUUCUGACCAAAUACACAUUUAGACUGAUUUAGUUUGAAAUUUAUAUUAUUGAUUGGUUUUAUUUAUUGGCCAAAAAUUUUGGUAUUGGUUCGUUUCGAUUUUUUUCGGUAGGGGGGGGGCAUGUCAUAGCCCACCCUGCAUCCAUUAUCAUAAUCAUUAUCAUAAACACAUCAGACAAAUCGAUAAGCAAAAUAAAAUGAAAUGACUACAAUAAGGGAAGGCGGAUCGGGUGAAAAGCAAUUUAAUUCAUAUAAUGCAAAUUAAAUACGUGUUGAUUCUGUGUCUCGAUUAUUAGAAAAAAUGGGAAUCGCCGUGAAAUGUGCGCACAUUUCACACUUCAACAACAAACAAAAUAUAUUUCUUAUGAUGCCAAAAUGUUUUUUUUUCCUCUCUCGAUAAUUCGUAUAAAGAAGAAGAAGGAAAAGAAAAAAAAACCCAACAACAACAACAAAAAGACAUAUACAUUAAAUAGUUAAUUUUAAGACGAAGGGAGCGUAUUAGCUUCCAAUUCGAAAAUAGCAAUGGAUUGUGUGCAUUCGAUUGAUGAAAAUGGAAGUAAGAAACGCAGUAGGAAAAACGGAUACAUCUGAACUGGUUCCAGUCUCGAAUCGUCGUCUCUCACUUCGAUCACCCAGAUAUUCGAAUUUACAUUUUGUUUAUUGUUGUUGAUGCCGAGACGAACUAAAAACCAUAACAUGAAUCUGUCACGCAUUGUUGUGACCAAAUAAAACGAUUCAUCUUUUGCUCCAUGAAAAAAAAAAUAGUGCCAAAAAUAUAUGUUGCGUACUCUAAAACACAGUGAUAUCAUUUCGGACGGAUUGAAUCAAUUGCAAACGGGAAAAUGAGGAAUAUUAGAAGAAGACAAGAAAAGAAAAACCAACACAAGCAUCAGCAAUAAAAUGUAGUCUUAAGUAAUAAGCACAGGACAUACAUAUAAAUACAGAUGAUAGGGUUGAAAAUCUGAUGAUGAAUUAAGAAAAAAUGAAGUAAAAUUGCAUAUGCAACACACAGGUAGAAAACAUAAACAUAUUUUCAGGAGACUUAUUGAUCUAUAUCUAUAUACAACAGAUGUAUACAUAUACAUUUAAUUUAAACGAACAAACAAACAAACAAAAAUGGUUCAUAUUAAAUACAAGAAUCACAGGUCGAAAUGCAUUCGAAUGAGGGAAAAAAAAGGAAAGUUUAUUGAGGAACAGGAAGCGUAUUCGAAUGGUUUUGAUUUUGUUGAAAUCUUUUUCCGUUCGUUAAUGGAUGGAGAAUGGGCCGAUGUCAGUUGUCACGACACUGAAACUUAACGGUGCGAAUUGAUGCUUGGCCUCCUCCACACACACACAGCACACAAGAGUGAGUGCGCGAAAGCAAUGGAUUGGUUCGGCCGGCUUCGUUAGAUGGCACUGACAGUACAAAAAUUACAAAUGAAAACAAGAAGCAUGCAUUCAAUUUCUGUGACUUGAGCGUAUACAAAUGCAAGUACCCACUUUGCGAUUGGAUUGACAUUCGAUCGAGUGCGCGAACAGCGUGUGAAAAACGUCAAAACACAAAGCAAAAACGCAUCAUCAGCACAUGCCAGCAGCACCAGCAGUAUCAUCAUUUUGACUAUGCUGCUGUUCCGAUCAAUUCACAUAUUCAUGAAUAAUUCCCACACGUGGUCGUACUGAAAUUCGCGAGCUUAUUUUGCGAACGGAUUUAUUUACUUAUUUACGUUGCCCCACCAAAGAGAAAAAAAACAAACUCACGAACACUUCUGUUUUCCGGAAAACUCCGAAACUUAGAUUUUGUUUUUCCUGACAUAAACAAAUUGGCACACAUCAAUUUCACUUCACGAAACAUAGUUUUUCCACAAUGAUUCAAAUCGAAGCGAAAAUCGAAAACAAUCACUUCAUUCGAAUUCACAAAAUUUGGUUGAUUGAACAAAAGAGUAGCAAUGAAUGAUGGCAACAAAAACAAAUCAGAUCGUGAAUUUACUACACAAUACUUUUAUAGUUAUCCAUGUAAACAUCCAAUAUACACAUCUAUCAUUUACUCGACAAAGAUUUAUCCGAUUUGAAGAAAGCAGACGCAAAACAAAUCUGCAUGUGUAUAUAAAUGGUGUCAAGUCAAUAUAUCUCAUAACCAUGCAACAUGCUACAGAAUAUUACUUAGUUUUCACGAAAAAAAAAAACAAAA